AUGUCCUCCCACUCUAACCGAGCAUGCUCGGCUCCGGGGGUGCGCAGCACGGCAAUCUGUGAGGGGACAUGUACAAUGAUCAUCAGUUCACUGAUGAUCAGUGUAGUUCCAGCAGUGCCACCUGUCAGUGUCCAUCAAUGCCAGCUGUCAGUGCUCAUCAAUGCCACCUGUCAGUGCCACAUAUCAGUGCCUACCAGUGCACAUCAAUGCCACAUAUCAGUGCCCGUCUGAGCUGCCUUUCAGUGUCACCUAUCAGUGCCAUUCAGUGCCACCUAUCAAUGCCAGUCAGUGCCACCUAUCAGUGCCACCUAACAGUGUCAGUCAGC
Staurois parvus is the source of this 326-nucleotide messenger RNA. Lineage: Eukaryota; Metazoa; Chordata; Amphibia; Anura; Ranidae. The record is from the annotation of a GenBank genome assembly.